Hypanus sabinus (Atlantic stingray) is the source of this 14554-nucleotide messenger RNA. RefSeq names its product E3 ubiquitin/ISG15 ligase TRIM25-like. The record is from RefSeq and is a predicted model, not a curated record. Gene Ontology annotation, biological process: positive regulation of autophagy. Lineage: Eukaryota; Metazoa; Chordata; Chondrichthyes; Myliobatiformes; Dasyatidae. The transcript is spliced from 6 exons. Gene Ontology annotation, molecular function: protein binding; zinc ion binding. The coding region runs from base 107 to 1642 and encodes 511 amino acids.
UCCGCGAUCUCCCCGGCUCCCGCUUUGUCACCACCCCUCUCAAUGGACUCCGCCUCUAGUUUCGCCCUCUUCGCUGGCUUGUUGACGGAAGUGCCGUCUCCUAGUCAUGGCCGGGCUGGACUUAGAGGAGAAGCUGAGUUGCGCCAUUUGUCUGGAACUCUUCACCGAGCCGGUGACCACGCUGUGCGGUCACAGUUUCUGCCGAAGCUGCCUGUCUGAUCACCUGGACCGGCAAGAGCUGCACACCUGCCCGGCCUGCCGGACGACAUUCGAGCGGCGGCCCGAGCCCCUCGCCAAGAAUCUGGUGCUGGACGAGAUGGUGAAGCUACUGAAGCUGAGUAGCGGGCAGCCGCAGCGUGUAUCGGCCGAGCCAGCGAGCUGCCUCCAUCACUCCAAGCCGCUCGACCUGUACUGCAGGGGGGAUGGCCGCCUCAUUUGCUCCGCCUGCUCCAUUGGGGAGCACCGGGGCCACGAGUUGGUGACGGUGGACGACGAGAGGGCCCAGCGGGAGAAAGAACUUAUGGCAAAACAUGAGGAGAUUGAGCGUCAAGAAAAGAAGAUGAAAAUGCGGAUCAACACUCUGAAACAACAAAGCAUAUCUAUCAAGGACUCAGUUUCUCGAGUGCAAACGAGUUACGUCAACAAGUUUAGUACAUUGGCAAGGGAGCUGGAAGAGAUGAAGGCCAAAGUGAUUGAGUACAUAGUGACCAAGGAAAAUAGCUCUCUGGAGCAGGUUAGCAGCACCUUGGAGAAACUGGAAGAGAGGUACACUGAGCUGAGGAAUGCCAGGCUGAAGCUAGAGACCGCACUGAAGAGCAAUGACCCAUGGAGGAUUUUGCAGUUCCCUCAAGAGAUUGAUGCACUGAAAAAAAGUUCCCAGAACCUGGAAGAGCCUAUUCCAGAGCUGGCAAUAGAGAACAAGCUGGACGCAGUGAAGAAGGAUUUGGAGGCGAUCUCCUUACUUAUCUCCAAGUGCCUCCAGGGUCUCUUCAGGCAAGCUCCAGAAUCAAGGAAAAUUCCAGAAUCCACGGGGAACAGCCAUUGUGUGUCAGUGAAACCUGAACCUCGAGUACUACCAUCAACUUCACACAUAAGGGAGCCAUUCCUCAAGAAUUACCGUCGGCUGCGAUUCAAUCCCAACUCUGCGCACCGAUACCUCACUCUGUCCAAGGGUGGAUACAGGGUGUCUCACAGAGGGGCUCAGCUGUACCCAGUGCAUGUAGAGCGCUUUGAGAAAGAGUGGCAGGUGCUGUGCUGUGAGAGCUUCGAUAAAGGCCAGCACUACUGGGAGGUGGAGAUCAGCAGCCAGUGGGUCUACCUCGGUGUCGCGUACGGUACAAUCGACAGGAAGGGCCCUGCCACACUCAUCGGCCGCAACAGCCUUUCCUGGUCCCUGCAGCUCUUCAGCAAGAGCUACUCUGCUUGGCACGCCAACCAGGAGGUGAAGCUGCCAUCUGCUAAGUACCAACGAGUCGGAGUGUAUCUAGACUACACGGCAGGGACUCUUUCCUUCUAUGGCAUCACUGACACCAUCACUUUGAUCCACACUUUCCACACCGUUUUCAUCCACUCCCUCUACCCCGCAGUCUGGGUGGGUGAGAACGUUGUUGCCACACUUCGCCAGGAUGGUGCAGGGAGCUGACUUCAUAAGGAAAUAGGAGUGAGGCUAUUUGGCUACCCCACUAUCUGAUAUGACGAUGGCUGAUCUGCCCCAAUCCUAUUAGAUUCCUUCUUCAGCCUUUACCUCUUUCCCUAUCCCUUCCCAGCUUCUUACUUCAUCCCCCCCCCCACCUGAUUACACCUAUUACUUGCCAGCUUGUGCUCCUCUCUCUCCACACACCCCCACGCCAUUUUUAUUCUGGUUUCUGCCUCCUUCCUUUCCAGUCCUGAAGGAUCUCGACCCAAAGCGUUAAAUGUUUAUUUCCAUCCAUACCUCACUCUGUCCAAGGGUGGAUAGAGGGUGUCUCACAGAGGGGCUCAGCUGUACCCAGUGCAUGUAGAGCGCUUUGAGAAAGAGUGGCAGGUGCUGUGCCUGACAUGCAGAUUUCCUCCAGCAUUCUGCGAAUGUUGCUCAAGUUUUUCAGAAUCUCUUGUGCUUAUGAUUUUUAGUUUCUCUUUUGUGCCACUCUCCCCAGAGACCUUAGUUUUCUGAUCUUUCACGUAUUUAUCAAUCUCUUUGAAGAGAAGAACACAGAACAGAACAGUGUAAUAAAGGCCCUUUGGCCCAUGAUGCUGUGUUGACCUAUAUAAAUCUACUCCACGAUCAGUCCAACACUUCCUUCCUAUACAGCUCAUAACUGUCCAUUUUCCUUCAUCCAUGUGCCUGUCUAAAGAGUUACUGUACUUAAAUGUCCCUGUUGUAUCAGCCUCUGAUACCAACCCUGGCAUCUUGUACUCUCUGUGUGAAAAGCCUACCUCUGACGUCUCCCCAAUCACCUUAACCAGAUGCCCUCUGGUUUGACACUGCCACCCUGGGAGAAAGGUGCAGGCUGUCCACUUUACCUGUGCCUUUCAUAAUCUUAUACACCUGUAUUAAGUUGCCUCACGUUUUCCAUUGCUCCAAAUACUGCAGUACUUCCAUCUUCAAAAACCUCAGAGGCACUACAGAGUUUGCUCCUUUCUGGACUUAUUAAAAUGCACCUCUGUUUUAAAUAAUUGCUCCUUUGUUCAUGACUGUCCCUCUAGAGCAGGGGUUCCCAACAUUUUUUCUAUGCCAUGGACCAAUACCAUUAAAUGAAAAGUCCAUGGAUCCCAGGAUGGGAACUCCUGCUCUAGAGGAACACUACAAAACAUACCCUUUGCUGCUCUUCAAGACCUCAUCAUACUUAAUUCUAUCACCACUCAUUCAUCAAAACUUCAAAAAACAUUUCCAAUUUUUUAAUUACUCAUUGUAAGACAAUCCACCCAUUCCAGGAGUUAACCUAGUUAGUCUCUUCUUGACUGCCUCUAAUUCCAUAUCCUCCCUUAAACGACCAGAACUGUGCAAAAAAUGUGAGUUGUGGGCACCUUUAGAAGCUGGGAUUUGUCUGAUGUAUAUUUUCUACUUGAUUGAUGAGGGGGAGGGAAUCAGGAGAAUCUUACAUUAAGUGCAGGACCCAGCACUUAGAUAAGUGGAGGUCUUCAGAUUUGUAUGGAAUUAUUUUUUAAGAUAAUGAAAUGUUUGUUGGUUUUAAAAUACAUUUUUAUGGAUAGAAUUUGUGUUUUGGAAAAUGUUAUUUUGUACAAGUUUUAAAAAAAAAACUGGACCAAGAGGGUUUAACCAAUGUACUGGAGAGGGGUGCUGUUGUGGAUCAGAUUGGAGGAGUUCUUGUUUGACUCAGCUAUUCUGUACUUUGGAGCUCAACACUAAAGUGAUGUUUUAAUUUCUGAUAAGGCUUUGCUGUUCCCUGUGCUGUUCCCUGUUCUAUUAUCAUCUAGAGGGAAGAGGCAAGGGGAACUUAGUUACAUAUUAAGAUCAACUCUGUGAGAGUGCAAACCUUAGCUUCUGAGCGGAGAUGAAUCAGCUCUGUUUUUAAAAGUUGUAUGUACUCAAGGAAAGGAAGAAAGUUACAAGAGUUUAUUAUUUUGUCUUUGCUUUGAGGACACUGGUGGGAUGAAGCAGUGAUCAAAGAUUCACUUUAUUCGCAAUAUACAUUUUUAUAUGUAAUAGAAAUUUGCUGUGGUGUGUUGGUGAGUGCAGCAAAAAGCAACAACAUUCAACAACUGUGAAGAAUAAAAAAUAAAGUGAGAUUAAAGUGCAGAUACAGAAUUGGUGCACACUAGGUCAUGUGUGUCACAACUAUGCCAUGAGUGAGUCCUCUUAUGAGAAAUCAGUGGGAAGAGCAUUAAACAGCUCCACACCUGUGCUGAUUGAGAGGAUUAUCAAAUAUUUGCAGGAUGAACAUAGAAUAUACAACAGUAAAGCACAAGAACAGGCUAUUCAGCCCACAGUAUCUCUGCUGAACAAUGUCCGAUUAAGCUAAUCCCUUCUGUCUGUAUAUGAUCCAAAUCCCUCCAUCCAUCUUUCUUUUAAAAUCCAUCUUAAAAACUUCUUAAAUACCACUAUAAUAUCUGCUUGUGUAGUACCCCUGAUAGCCUGUUCAAAGCAUCUACCACUCUGCAUUUAAAAAUAAAACCUGCUCACAACAUCUGCCUUAAUAACUUUCCCCUUCUCACUUUAACUGCUUGUCCUCUAGUAUCUGACACUUCUACCCUGAGAGAAAGACUCUGACUGCCUCCCUGUGCCUCUUAUAAUUUUACCAACUUUUGUCAGAUCUCUCGGCCUCCAAGUAACUGGUGAAAACAACCUAAGUUUGUCCAACCUCUUCUUAAGGUUCUCGGCCUCUAAUCCAGAUAAAUCUCUUCAGUAGUCUACCCAAAGCCUCCACAUCCUUCCUAUAAUGGGGCAACCAGAACCGAAUGCCAAAUGCAGCCUAACCAAUAUUUUACAGAGCUGUAACAGAGCUUUCUGACACUUGUACCCAAUACCCCAACCGAUGAAGGCAGGCAUGCUGUACAUCUUUAACACCUUGUCGGCUUGUGUUGCUACUGCCAGGGAGCUCAGGACUUGCACUCCAAUCUCUCUCUGUGUAUAGUGCUGUUAAGGAUCCAGCCAUUAACUGUGUACUUUCACCUUACAUUUCAUUGAUACAAAUUGAGUUAGGAAGGAUCUUAUUAGAGUGUGCUAGUCUUUACAAUGCUACUCAACAAUUAAGACUUUUUUAGAUUUCCUCUGAGGAGCUGUUUAGCAGAGUUUCUAGCAGAGAGAAGAGCAGGGUGAAAGGUGAUGAAGAAAUGAAAGUCAGCUUCAGUGAGGAAAUAGGGCUUUUGGGCCUGUAUACCCUCGAUUUCUGGGGGUGAUGCUCCCACCUUCAUAUUGUCUCAGCAGCGGUGCAUCACAGAUUCCAGUGUUUGGAAGGUGUGAUCACUCAGGUCAGCCAUCAGCAGCAGUUCAGGCUCUAUACCCCUGCCUAAACUUUGGAUCCACAUCACUUUCAGUCCCUGAAGGUGUUAACUUCUGGAUAUUUGCAGGUUGAGAAUUUGUGUUCACAGCAUCUUGAGGAGAGGGGCACCUGCAUCAUACUCCCUGAGAGGUGAAUGUUAGACAGUGCCGGUGCUGAGGUUGCCCCAGUCUGCAGGAUCUUUCAGGUGAUGCUCUGCGCUCUUUGUGUGGAACCUGGAUGAGUGUGACCACAGAAGACUGUUCCCUCGUGUAGCUGUGACCACUGUCACAAGAUCUUAUUGUCAAUAAGUCACAUAACAUUUAUUCCAAAACAACCUAUCAAGGUUCACUUCACCCACAGGUGGAAAAUUCAAAGUAAAUUUAUUAUCAAAGUACAUAAAUGUCACCAUAUACAACAAUAUAUAAAUAAGAUUUAUUUUCUUGUGGGCAUACUCAAUUAUAUAUAAUAAUUUCUUCAGUGGUUUGAUCAGGGCACGACUGCGCAAGCAGGUGGACGUCAGCGAGUAAGAACAGCGAGAAGAGUUUAAAAGGAAACAGCUUUAUAGGAAGGCUUUGGCUCAAUGGGUCAAAGCAAAGUAGGUUAUCUGUGUAGAAUACAGACAGGAAGAAUGUAUGUGAGGCCGGUGUUCUGUGCUCGGUGUCAGAUGUGGGAAGUCCGGGCGACUCCCAGCCUCCCAGGCAGCCACAUCUGUGCCAGGUGCAUUGAGCUGCAGCCCCUCAGGGACUGUGUUAGGGAACUGCAGAUGCAGUUUGAUGACUUUCGUCUGCUCAGCGUGAGCAAGGAGGUGAUAGGAGCUAUAAGGAGGUAGUCACACCAGGGCUUGGCGAGACAGGUAAGUGGAUAACAGUCAGGAGAGGGAAGGGCAGGAGUCAGAGGCUAGAGAGCACCCCUGUGACUGUACCCCCCCCCCCUGUCAAUAAGUACUCUGCUUGAGUACUGUUGGGGAGAUGGCUUACCUGGGGGAAGCAACAGUGGCUGCGCCUCUGGCACAGAGUCUGGCCCUGUGGCUCAGAAGGGUAGGGAAAGGAAGAGGGUGGCAGCAGUGAUAAGGGACUCUAUAGUUAGGGGGUCAGACAGGUGAUUCUGAAGAGGCAGGGAAGAAGCAUGGAUGGUAGUUUGCCUCCCAGGCGCCAGGGUCCGGGAUGUUUCUGAUUGCUUCCAUUAUAUCCUGAAGUGGGAAGGAGAAUGGCCAGAGGUUGUGGUACAUAUUGGUACCAAUGACAUAGGAAAAGAAAACAGAUCCUGAAAACAAACUACAGGGAGUUACAAAGGAAGUUGAGAAGCAGGACCACAAAGGUAGUCAUCUCGGGAUUACUGCCAGUGCCACGUGACAUUGAGAAUAGGAUGAGGUGGAGGAUAAAUGUGUGGCUGAGGGACUGGAGCAGGGAUUCAGAUUUCUGGAACACUGGGACCAUUUUUUGAGCAGGAGUGACCUGUACUAAAAAGGACAGGUUGCACAUGUAUCCCAGGGGGAUCAAUAUCCUGGCAGGGAGUUUUGCUGUCUGUUGGGGAGAGUUUAAACUUGGAUUGCUGCGGGGUGGGAACCAAACUGAAGAGACAGAGGAAGAGGCAGUUGGCUCACAAAUAGAGAAAGUUUGGAGACAGUGCGAGACGGAGGAUAAGCAGGUGAUAGAGAAGGGACGAGCUCAGGCUGAUGGUUUGAGAUGUGUCUAUUUUAAUGCAAAGAGUAUUACGAACAAAGCAGAUGAGCUUAGAGCGUGGAUCAGUACUUGGAGCUAUGAUGUUGUGGCCAUUUCACAGGGAUGGCUCAGGGACAGGAAUGGUUACUUAGAGUGCCAGACUUUAGAUAUUUUGGAAAGGACAGGGAGGGAAGCAAAAGAGGUGGAGGUAUGGCACUGCUGAUCAGAGAUAGUGUCAGCUGCAGAAAAGGAGGAAGUCAUGGAGGGAUUGUCUAGGGAGUCUCUGUGGGUGGAAGUUAGGAACAGGUUGAGGUCAAUAACUCCACUGGGUGUUUUUUAUAGACCACUCAAUAGUAACAGGGACAUCGAGGAACAGAUGGGAGACAGAUUCUGGAAAGGUGUAAUAAUAACAGAGUUGUCGUGGUGGGAGAUUUUGAUUUCCCAAAUAUCAAUUGGCAUGUCCUUAGAGCGAGGGAUUUACAUGGGGUGGAGUUUGUUAGGUGUGUUCAGGAAGGUUUCUUGAUACAAUAUGUAGAUAAACCUCCAAGAGGAGAGGCUGUACUUGAUCUGGUAUUGGGAAGUGAACCUGGUCAGGUGUCAGAUCUCUCAGUGGGAGAGCAUUUUGAAGAUAGUGAUCACAAUUCUAUCUCCUUUACCAUAGCAUUGGAGAGGGAUAGGAAUAGACAAGUUAGGAAAGCAUUUAAUUGGAGUAAGGGGAAAUAUAAGGCUAUCGGGCAAGAACUUGGAAGCAUAAAUUGGGAACAUGUGUUCUCAAGGAAAUGUACGGAAGAAAUGUGGCAAAUGUUCAGGGGUUAUUUGCGUGGUUUUCUGCAUAGGUACGUUCCAAUGAGACAGGGAAAGGAUGGUAGGGUACAUGAACCAUGGUGUACAAAACCACUUGUAAAUGCAGUCAAGAAGAGCUUACAAAAGGUUCAAAAAACUAGGUCAUGAUAGAGAUCUAGAGGAUUAUACUGCUAGCAGGAAGGAGCUUAAGAAAGAAAUUGGGAGGGCCUGAAGGAACCAUGAGAAAGCCUUGCAGACAGGAUUAAGGAAAACCCCAAGGCAUUCUACAAGAUAUAAUUUUCCCAGAUGUAAUAGUGGCCAGAGGACCUAGGGUAAUGGAGGAACUGAAGGAAAUUCACAUUAGGCAGAAAAUGGUGUUGGGUAGACAGAUGGGACUGAAGGCUGAUAAAUCCCUAAGGCCUGAUGGUCUGCAUCCCAGGGUACUUAAGGAGGUGGCUUUAGAAAUCGUGGAUGCAUUUUCCCAAUCUUUUCCCAAUGUUCUAUAGAUUCAGGAUCAGUUCCUGAGGAUUGGAGGGUAACUAAUGUUAUCUCACUUUUUAAGAAAGGAGGGGGAGAGAAAACGGAAUUACAGACCAAUUAGUCUGACAUCAGUGGUGGGGAAGAUGAUGGAGUCAAUUAUAAAAUAUGAAAUAACGGCACAUUUGGAUAGCAGUAACAGGAUCGGACCAAGUCAGCAUGGAAUUACGAAGGGGAAAUCAUGUUUGACUAAUCUAAUCGAAUUUUUUGAGGAUGUAACUAUGAAAAUGGAUAAGGGAGAGCUAGUGGAUGUAAUGUACCUGGACUUUCAGAAAGCCUUUGAUAAGGUCCCACAUAGGAGGCAAAAUUAAAGUACAUGGUAUUGUGGAUAGGGUACUGACAUGGUUAGAAAAUUGGUUGGCAGACAGGAAACAAAGAGUAGGGAUUAAUGGGUCCCUUUCAGAAUGGCAGGCAGUGACUAGUGGGGUACUGCAAGGCUCGGAGCCUUGCAAGGCUCACAGCUAUUUACAAUAUACAUUAAUGAUUUAGAUGAAGGGAUUAAAAAUUACAUUAGCAAAUUUGCAGAUGACACAAAGCUGGGUGGCAGUGUGAAAUGUGAGGAGGAUGUUAUGAGAAUGCAGGAUGACUUGGACAGGUUGGGUGAGUGGGCAGAUGCAUGGCAGAUGUAGUUUAAUGCGGUUAAAUGUGAGGUUAUCCACUUUGGUGGCAAGGACAGGAAGGCAGAUUACUAUCUGAAUGAUGUCAAGUUAGGAAAAGGGGAAGUACAAUGAGAUCUGGGUGUCCUUGUUCAUCAGUCACUGAAAGUAAGCAUGCAGGUACAGCAGGCAUGUUGGCCUUCAUAACAAGGGGAGUUGAGUAUAGGAGUAAAGAGGUCCUUCUGCAGCUGUACAAGGCCCUGGUGAGACCCCACCUGGAGUAUUGUGUGCAGUUUUGGUCUCCAAAUUUGAGGAAGGACAUUCUUGCUAUUGAGGGAGUGCAGCAUAGAUUCACAAGGUUAAUUCCCAGGAUGGUGGGACUGUCAUAUGUUGAAAGAUUGGAGCGACUGGGCUUGUAUACACUGGAAUUUAGAAGGAUGAGAGGGGAUCUGAUUGAAACAUAUAAGAUUAUUAAGGGAUUGGAGAUGCUAAAGGCAGGAAACGUGUUCCGGAUGUUGGGGGAGUCCAGAAACAGAGACCACAGUUUAAGAAUAAGAGGUAGGCCGUUUAGAAUGGAGUUGAGGAAAAACUUUUUUACCCAGAGAGUUGUGGAUCUGUGGAAUGUUCUGCUUCAGAAGGCAGUGGAGGCCAAUUCUCUGGUUGCUUUCAAGAAAGAAAUAGAGCUCUUAAAGAUAGCGGAAUCAAGGGAUAUGGGGAGAAGGCAGGAACAUUUUGGAUGAUCACAGUGAAUGGCAGUGCUGGCUUGAAGAGCCGAAUGGCCUACUCCUGCAUCUAUUGUCUAUUAAGAGAAUAAAACAUGAGAGAAUAGGGCCAAUGAGGUGUGACAGUGGAAAAGUGUGCCUAAAACCAGAGGAGAUAGCAGAGGUACUUAAUGAAUACUUUGCUUCAGUAUUCACUAUGGAAAAGGAUCUUGGCGAUUGUAGGGAUGACUCACAGCGGACUGAAAAGCUUGAGCAUGUAGAUAUUAAGAAAGAAGAUGUGCUGGAGGUUUUGGAAAGCAUCAAGUUGGUUAAGUCACCAGGACCAAAUGAGAUGUACCCCAGACUACUGUGGGAGGUGAGGAAGAUGAUCUUUGUAUCAUCUAUGUGGAUGGGAGAGGUUCUGGAGGAUUGGAGUGUUAUGGAUGUUGUUCAGUUAUUCAAGAAAAGGAGUAGAGAUAGCCCAGGAAAUUAUAGACCAGUGAGUCUUCGGUGAUUGGUAAAUUAAUGGAGAAGAUCCUGAGAGGCAGGAUUUAUGAACAUUUGGAGUAGCAUAAUAUGAUUAGGAAUAGUCAGCAUGGCUGACUAUUGAAGCCUGAUUGAACUUUCUGAGGGUGUGAAGGAAAAACAAUAGAUGUAGUGUAUAUGGAUUUCAGCAAGGCAUUUGACAAGGUACCCCAUGUAAGGCUUAUUGAGAAAACAAGGAGGCAUGAGAUCCAAGGGGACAUUGCUUUGUGGAUCCAGAACUGGCUUGCUCACAGAAGGCAAAGUGUGGUUGUAGAUGGGUCAUAUUCUGCGUGGAGGUUGGUCACCGGUGCAGUGCCUCGGAGAUCUGUUAUGGGACCCAUACUCUUCAUGAUUUUUAUAAAUGACCUAGAUGAAGAAGUGGAGGGAUGGAUUAGUAAAUUUGCUGAUGACAUAAAGGUUGGAGGUGUUAUGGAUAGUGUGGAGGGCUGUCAGAGGUUACAGUGGGACAUUGAUAGAAUGCAAAAUUGGGCUGAGAAGUGGCAGAUGGAGUUCAACCCAGAUAAGCGUUAGGUGGUUCAUUUUGGUGGGUCAAAUAUGAUGACAGAAUGGUAAGAUUUUUGGCAGUGUGGAGGAUCAGAGGGAUCUUGAGGUCCGAGUCCACGGGUCACUCAAAGCUUGCUGUGCAGGUUGACUCUGUGGUUAAGAAAGUAUACAGUUCAUUGGCAUUCAUCAAUUGUGGGAUUGAGUUUAGGAGCUGAGAGGUAAUGUUGCGGCUAUAUAGGACCCUGGUCAGAUACCACUUGCCUUAUGAGAAUAGGCUGAGUGAACUCGGCCUUUUUUCCUUGGAGCAACGGAGGAUGAGAGGUGACCUGAUAGAGAUGUAUAAGAUGAUGAAAGGUUUUGAAUGUGUGGAUAGUCAGGCUUUUUUCCAGGGCUGAAAUGGCUAUCACGAGAGGGCACAGCUUUAAGGUGCUUGGAAGUAGGUACAGAGGAGACGUCAGGGGUAAGUUUUUUACACAGAGAGUGGUGAGUGUGUAGAAUAGGCUGCCAGUGGCAGUGUGGAGGUGGAUACGAUGUGUCUUUUUAGAGACUCCUGGACAGGUACAUGGAGCUCAGAAAAGUAGAGGGCUAUUGGUAACCCUAAAUUACUUUAGGUAAUUUCUGAAGUAAGGACAUGUUUGGCACAGCUCUGUGGGCUGAAGGGCCUGUAUUGUGCUGUAGGUUUUCUAUGAUUUUUCUGUAUAUUUUUCUAAUUAUCUAUAAUAGAAUAAUAACCAUAACAUUAUAGUAUAUAGGAGCACAAUUGGGCUAUUUAGCCCAUCGAUUCUGCUCCACCAUUGCAUUAUGAGUGUUAAGUUUUUCCUGUCAGCCCCAAUCUCCUGCCUUCUCCCCAUAUCCUUUCAUGCCCUGACUAAUGAAGAAUCUAUCAGCCUCUGCCUUAACUAUACCCAAUGACUUGGCCUCUACAGCCACUUGUGGCAACCAAUUCCACAGAUUCACCAGUCUGGUGGAAGAAAUUCCCCUCAUCUCUGUUCUAAAAGAACAUCCAUUCUGUCAAGUCCUUUCAACUUUUGAUAGGUUUCAAUGAUAAGUCUCAUUCUUCUGAAUUCCAAUGAGUAGAGGCCCAGAGCCAUCAAAAGAUCCUCUGAUGACAAUUUCAAUCCCAAAAUCAUUUUUGUGAGCCUCAUUUAUGCCCUUUCCAAUGCCAGCACAUCCUUUCUUAGAUGAGGGGUCCAAAACUGCUCAUAAUACUCCAAGUGAGGCCUUACCAGUGCCUUAUAAAGCCUCAGCAUCACAUCCUUGGUUUUGUAUUCUACUCCUCAUGAAAUGAAUGCUAACAUUGCAGUUGCCUUCUUCACCACUGACUCAACCUGCAAAUUAAACUUUAAGGAAUAUUGCACAAGGACUCCAACGUCCAUUUGUGCUUCAGAUUUUUGAAUUUUCUCUCCAUUUAGAAAAUAGUUUACCCUUAUGUUUCUUCUACCAUGGUGCAUGACCAUACACUUCCCAAAGUUAUUCCCUUUUGCCACUUUUUUACCCAUUCUAAUCUGUCUAAGUCCUUCUGUACCCUCUCUGCUUCAAAGCUACCUGUCCUUCCAUCUAUCGUCACCAUCUGCACAAAGCCAUCAAUUGCAUUAUCCAAAUCAUUGACAUGUGAUGUAAAAAGAAGCAAUUCCAACAAGGGUCCCUGUGGAACGCCACUAGUCACUGGCAGCUGGCCAGAAAAUGCUCCCUUUAUUUCCACUCUUUGCCUCCUGCCAAUGCUGUAUUCAUGCUAGUAUUUUUCCUGCAAUGCCAUGGUCUCUUAACUUGUUAAGCAGCCUCUUAUGAAAACCCUUCUGAAAAUCCAGGUACACCACACCCAUAAAGUUUCCUUUGUCUUUCCAGCUUGUUAUUUCUUCAAGGAAUUCCAACAGAUUUGUCAGGCAGGAUUUCCCCUUAAGGAAACGAUGCUGACUAUGGCCUAUUUUAUAAUGUGCCUUCAAGUACCCGGAAGCCACAUCCUCGACAAUUGACUCCAACAUAUUCCCAACCACUGAGGUCAGACUAACUAGCCUAUAAUUUUUUUUUCUUCUGCCUCACCCUUCUUGAAGAGUGGAAUAACAUUUUCAAUUUUACUGUUCUCUGGAAUCAUGGGAGAAUCAAUUGAUUCUUGGAAGAUCAUUAUCAAUAUCUCCACAAUCUCUUCAGCCACCUGUUUGAGAACCCUGGGGUGUACACCAUCUGGUCCAAGUAACUUAUCCACCUUUAGACCUUUUAGUUUCCCAAGAAUCUUCUCCCUAGUAAUGGUAACUUCACACACUUCUGCCCCUGACACUCUUGAACCUCUGGCAUACUGCUAGUUCCAUCCACAGUGAGGAUUGCUGCAAAAUAGUUCAACCACCAUUUUCUUGUCCCCCCAUUACUACUUCUCCAGCAUCAUUUUCCAGUGGUCCAAUGUCUACACUUGCCUCUCUUUUGAAGAAACUUUAUGUAUCCUCUUUAAUAUUAUUGGCUAGAUUAUCUUUGUAUUCCAUCUUUUGCUUCUUUGUUAAAAGCUUCCCAAUCCUCUAACAACAUUAAUUUUUGCUCUAUUAUAUCUCUUUGGUUUUUAUGUUGGCUUUGAGUACUCUUUGUCAGCCAUGGUUGUGUCAUCCUAUCUUUGGAAUAUUUCUUCUUCUUUGGGAUAUAUAUAUCCUGUGCCUUCUGAAUUGCCUCCAGAUAUGCCAGCCUGCUCUGUUGUCAUCCCAAUGUACUGUUCCAAUCAAUUUUGGCCAGUUCCACUCUCCUUCUCCUUCUCAUUCUCAAAGUGCAGGGUGAAUUCUAUCAUAUUAUGAUCACUGGUUACAGGAAGGAUAAUAAUAAGGUUGAAAGAGUGCAGAGAAGGUUUACAAGGAUGUUGCCGGGACUUGAGAAACUGAGUUACAGAGAAAGGUUGAAUAGGUUAGGACUUUAUUCCCUGGAGCGUAGGAGAAUGAGGGGAGAUUUGAUAGAGGUAUGAUGAUGGGUAGAGGUAGAGUGAAUGAAAGCAGGCUCUUUCCACUGAGGCUAGGGGAGAAAAAGAAAACAGAGGACAUGGGUUAAGGGUGAAGGGGGAAAAGUUUAAAGGGGAGAUGGGGGGGGUGCUUCUUCACACAGUGUGGUGAGAGUGUGGAAUGAGCUGCCAGAUGAAGUGGUAAAUGCCACUCACUUUUAACAUUUAAGAAAAACUUGGACAGAUACAUGGAUGAGAGAUGUAUGGAGGGAUAUGGUCCAGGUGCAGGUCAGUGGGACUACGCAGAAAAAUGGUUCAGCACAGCCAAGAAGGGCCAAAAGGCCUGUUUCUGUGCUGUAAUGUUCUAUGGUUCUUUAAAGGUUCCUUUACCUUAAGCUCUCUAAUCAAUUCUGAUUCACUGCACGACACGUAAUCAAGAAUAGCCUAUUCCCCUAGCAAGCUCAACUAUGAGCUGCUCUAAAAAGCCAUCUCAGAGGCAUUCUAUGAACUCUCUCUCUUGCAAUCCAGCACCAACCUGAUUCUCCCAAUUUACCAUAGUAGAAUCAAAUAAAGACCACACCAACUUGGAUGUUUAACCAAUGUGCAAAAGAUCACAAACUGUGCAAAUACAAAAAUAAAUAAAUAAACAAUAAAUAUGAAGAGUCCUUGAAAUGAGUCCAUAGGUUGUGAGAACAUUUCAAUGAUGGGGCAAGUGAAGUUAUCCCCUUUGAUUCAAGAGCCUGAUGGUGAGAGGUAAUAACUUCCUGAACCUGGUGGUGUAAGUCCUGAUGGCAGCAGCAAGAAGACAGCAUGACCUGGGUGGUUGGGGUCCUUGAAGAUGGAUGCUGCUUUCCUGUGACAAUGGCUUGUGUAGAUGCACUCAAAGGUGGGAGGGCUUUACCUGGAUUUUCCGUUCAUGGGCAUCGGAGUUUACGUACAAUGCAGCGAGUUAGUAUACUCUCCACCACACAUCUAUAAAAGUUUGUCAAAGUUUUAGAUGUAAUGCAGAAUCUUAGCAGAUUCCUCAGAAAGUAGAGGCACUGCUGUGAAAGAUGGAAAGAAUAAUUAGCUUUAUUUGUCACAUGUAAAUCAAAACAGUGAUUUGCAUCAAAUCAGCAGGGAUUCUGCUGGUCAUCCACAAGUGUCACCACACGUGGUCAUGGGAAGAAGACGUAAACUUACAGACUGUAGUGGGAAUUGAACCCAGUCUUACAGCUGGCAGUGUAAAGUUUGCACUGUCUGCUGUGCUACUAUGCCAUCAUCUUGUCAGCUAAGAGAUAAUGAUAAGGGUUUAGGAUGGUUCCUCACUUCUGCAGAUUGCUGGAGAAUGACAGGAAGAUUCACCAUUUACUGAAGACUGAUUACAAUUGUCCAGUCCUUCACAAGUAACAUUCUGGAGACCAGUUAGUGCACU